ACUUAAUGUGUUCGCUGUUGCUGCCGCUACACGUAACAUCACUUAUAUGGUCGUUUAAAUGCCAUUUCACACGGAUUAGUUUGACAGAGUAUUCAUGUUUGGAAAUAUUCCAUGAAUGUUAUUAUAAUGGAGCUGUAAAACCGAUGAAAUAUAUUAAAUAAAUGCGCUGUUUUGGGGCAGGAGUCGAGUAACUGUUAGUUACAUUUGUCAUUCGCUAACAAUAAACAUGGCUGCAGUGUUUCUGAAAACUCACAUCAACAGAGAUAUAAACAAACAUCUGCUGACUCUGAUCUGGACCAAAGGAUCCUUCAGACAUGCAUCUGUGGGCCGGAUUGAGAAGGUCCUCAUCGCCAAUAGAGGGGAGAUCGCGUGCCGUGUGAUGCGGACGGCGAGGAAGAUGGGUGUCCGCUCUGUGGCCGUGUACAGUGAUGCAGACAGACAGGCCAUGCAUGUGGCCAUGGCGGACGAGGCGUAUCACAUCGGGCCAGCGGCAUCCCAGCAGAGUUACCUGUGCAUGGACAAGAUUCUGGACGUGGCCAAGAGAUCCUGCGCACAGGCGGUCCAUCCUGGAUAUGGUUUCCUGUCGGAAAAUACAGAGUUUGCUGAACGGUGCAAACAAGAAGGCAUCAUCUUCAUCGGGCCACCGUCAUCAGCCAUUCGGGACAUGGGAAUCAAAAGCACAUCUAAACACAUCAUGUCAGCUGCAGGCGUGCCAAUCAUUGAGGGUUACCAUGGCGAGGACCAAUCAGACGCACGGCUUCAGAGCGAGGCGGCCAGGAUUGGUUACCCGGUGAUGAUCAAAGCAGUGCGCGGCGGCGGAGGAAAGGGAAUGCGAAUCGCACGCUCGGAAGCAGAGUUCCUGGAGCAGCUGGAGUCCGCUCGGAGAGAGGCUCGCAAGUCCUUCAACGACGACGUCAUGCUGGUCGAGAAGUUUGUGGAGAACCCCAGACACGUGGAGGUGCAGGUGUUCGGAGAUCAGUGUGGUGAUGCGGUCUAUCUGUUCGAGAGAGACUGUAGCGUCCAGAGACGACACCAGAAGAUCAUAGAGGAAGCUCCCGGGCCAGGCAUCAGUCCUGAGGUCCGGCAGAAGCUCGGAGAGGCCGCAGUGCGGGCAGCCAAAGCAGUCAACUAUGUUGGAGCAGGAACUGUGGAGUUCAUCAUGGACGCGCAGCACAACUUCUACUUCAUGGAGAUGAACACGCGUCUGCAGGUGGAGCACCCCGUCUCGGAGAUGAUCACGGGAACAGACCUGGUGGAGUGGCAGCUGCGUGUGGCAGCGGGGGAGAAGUUGCCCCUCACGCAGGAGCAGAUUGUGUUGCGGGGUCACUCUUUUGAAGCCAGAAUCUACGCUGAAGACCCCAGUAACGACUUCCUCCCCGGAGCGGGGCCGCUGCGGCACCUUUCCACGCCGCCGGGGGACCCGUGCACACGCAUAGAGACUGGCGUCCGAGAAGGCGAUGAAGUGUCGGCUCAUUAUGACCCCAUGAUCGCGAAACUGGUGGUUUGGGGAGAAGAUCGCUCGGCUGCUCUGAAGAGACUCAGAUACUGUCUUCGACAAUACAACAUUGUGGGUCUGAACACCAACAUCGACUUCCUGCUGAGUCUCUCGGGGCACCCAGAGUUCGCGGCGGGGAACGUCCACACCAGCUUCAUCCCGCAGCACUACGCUCAGCUGUUCCCGGCGGCCCGGAGCCCGAGCGGGACGGUGCUGUGUCAGGCCGCUCUGGGCCUGCUGCUGCGAGAGAAGCGGCACACCGAGGAGUUCAGGGACCGGUCCAGCGACAUGUACUCGCCGUUUGCCUCCAGUAACGGGAGACGACUCAAUGUCCUGCACUGUAGGAACUUGACACUGCAGCUGGGGGACAACAAAGUGGCAGUAGCUGUUACAUUCAAUCCGGAUGGGACGUACAGUAUGGAGACUGGAGGUGAGGUGUUCCAGGUGUCAGGGGAGCUGCAGCUGGAGGGGGGCGUGACCUUCCUGUGCUGCUCGGUGAAUGGGGUUCUGUCCCGACCCAAACUGGUCAUUCUGGACAACACUGUACACAUCUUUUCAAUGGAGGGAAGUGCUCAGGUGGAUUUGCCGGUGCCCAAGUUCCUGGCUGGUGUUAGUGGCGCCAGUGCACAGGGUGGCGCUAUUGCACCCAUGACCGGCACUAUCGAAAAGGUGCUAGUCAAGCCCGGAGACUCGGUCCAGAAGGGAGAUCCGUUAAUGGUGAUGAAUGCCAUGAAAAUGGAGCACACUAUCCGUGCACCCAAAGCAGGGGUCAUCAAGAAGGUGUUCUUCAAGGAGGGCUCGCAGGCCAACCGGCACGCAGCGCUGGUGGAGAUGGAGGAAGAGGAGGCAGCCGGAGCCGAGUAAACCCACAGACACGCUCACACACACACACACACACACGGCUGGAGGUCCCGAACCUGGACUCAGAGAUCAAGCACUACACUUUAGUUUGGAUCUUUUGAAGAUUCUUCUCUAAAAACACAGACCUGUUACCUGUAGCUUUCUUCAUGUGGAAUUCACUCCCUAAUAACUUCAGUGUUUCUGUAGUUCCUUGGUUUAUUUGAUUUGAAUAUUGAUGUUUGUCAUUGGAGGUGAAUAAGGUGCCUUGAUGUAGGUUUGAUUACUGGAGGAAAUGUCUAGAAUCUGUUUCUCUUUUUAACCUUCAUCAUUAAAUGGUUUGUUUUUCUA
Pimephales promelas (fathead minnow) is the source of this 2683-nucleotide messenger RNA. The record is from RefSeq and is a predicted model, not a curated record. Lineage: Eukaryota; Metazoa; Chordata; Actinopteri; Cypriniformes; Leuciscidae.